AGGCUGGCAAUGCCUCCGGCCCCGCGUGCACUCCUCGAAGCCCGACCGCCCGCACGCACGCUACGGCUGGGCUGCGGGUCCCGGAGCGGCACUGACGGCGGAGGCUCCCACGAUGAGGACGGCGCGCUGGGUCCUCGGCCUGCUCCUGGCCGCCGCUGCCGGGGCUGCAGCAGGGGACAAGUGUGGCCGGAAUGAGUUCCAAUGCCGGAACGGGAAGUGUAUCUCCUACAAGUGGGUGUGUGACGGCAGCUCCGAGUGUCAGGACGGCUCGGACGAGUGGGAGCAGACCUGCAUGUCUCUCACCUGCAAGUCCGAUGACUUUAGCUGCGGCGGCCGCCUGAACCGCUGCAUCCCCGGGCACUGGAAAUGCGACGGCCAGCAGGACUGCGAGGACGGCUCCGACGAGCUGGGCUGCGCGCCCAAGACGUGCUCCCAGGACGAGUUCCGCUGCGCCGAGGGCGCGUGCAUCUCCCGGCUGUUCGCCUGCGACGGGGAGCCGGACUGCCCCGACGGCUCGGACGAGGCCUCGUGCGCGCCGUCCACCUGCGGCCCCGCCCACUUCCGGUGCAACAGCUCCUCCUGCGUCCCCGCGCUGUGGGCCUGCGACGGCGAGCCGGACUGCGACGAUGGCUCCGACGAGUGGCCGGCGCGCUGCGGCGCCCGCCCCAGCCCGCAGCCCGGCCGCGGGCCCUGCUCCCGCCACGAGUUCCACUGUGGCAGCGGCGAGUGCGUGCACGCGAGCUGGCGCUGCGACGGCGACGCCGACUGCAGGGACGGCUCGGACGAGCGCGACUGCGCCGCGGCCACGUGCCGCCCGGACGAGUUCCAGUGCUCGGACGGGACGUGCAUCCAUGGCAGCCGGCAGUGUGACCAGCAGCAGGACUGCGGGGACAUGAGCGACGAGGUGGGCUGCGUCAACGUGACACUGUGCGAGGGGCCCGACAAGUUCAAGUGCCACAGCGGGGAGUGCAUCUCCCUGGACAAAGUGUGCAACUCCGCCAGGGACUGCCAGGAUUGGUCAGACGAGCCCAUCAAAGAGUGCGCGACCAAUGAGUGCAUGCGGGGCAACGGAGGCUGCUCCCACACCUGCUUCGACCUCAGAAUCGGCCACGAGUGUCAUUGUCCCAAAGGCUACCGGCUGGUGGACCAGCGACGCUGCGAAGAUAUCAAUGAGUGUGAGGACCCCGACAUCUGCAGCCAGCUGUGUGUGAACCUGGCGGGCAGCUACAAGUGCGAGUGCCGGGCCGGCUUCCAGCUGGACCCCCACAGCCAGGCCUGCAAGGCCGUGGACUCCAUCGCCUACCUCUUCUUCACCAACCGGCACGAGGUGCGCAAGAUGACCCUGGACCGUAGCGAGUACACAAGCCUCAUCGCCAACCUCAAGAACGUGGUGGCCCUGGACGCGGAGGUGGCCAGCAACCGCAUCUACUGGUCGGACCUGUCCCAGCGCAAGAUCUACAGCGCACAGAUCGACGGGGCGCACGGCUUCCCCGCCUACGACACCGUCAUCAGCAGCGACCUGCAGGCCCCCGAUGGGCUGGCUGUGGACUGGAUCCACGGCCACAUCUACUGGACAGACUCCGUGCUGGGCACCGUGUCCGUGGCCGACACCAGGGGGUUCAGGAGGAAGACACUGUUCCGGCAGGAAGGCUCCAAGCCCAGGGCCAUCGUGGUGGACCCCGCGCACGGCUUCAUGUACUGGACCGACUGGGGCGUCCCCGCCAAGAUCGAGAAAGGGGGCCUGAACGGCGUGGACGUCUACUCCCUGGUGACCGAGGACAUCCAGUGGCCCAAUGGCAUCACCCUGGAUCUUUCCAGCGGCCGCCUCUACUGGGUGGACUCCAAGCUGCACUCCAUCUCCAGCAUCGACGUCAACGGGGGCAACCGGAAGACGGUGCUGGAGGACGAGCAGCGGCUGGCGCACCCCUUCUCUCUGGCCAUCUUUGAGGACAAAGUGUUCUGGACGGACGUCAUCAACGAAGCCAUCUUCAGUGCCAACCGCCUCACCGGCUCCGACGUCCACCUGGUGGCCGAGAACCUGCUGUCCCCGGAGGACAUCGUCCUGUUCCACAACCUCACGCAGCCCAGAGGGGUGAACUGGUGUGAGAAGACGGCCCUCCCCAACGGCGGCUGCCAAUACCUGUGCCUGCCGGCCCCACAGAUCAAUAGCCACUCGCCCAAGUUCACCUGCGCCUGCCCCGACGGCACGCUGCUGGCCGCGGACAUGCGGAGCUGCCGCACAGAGGCCGACGUGAUCCUGAGCACCCAGAGGGCGUCGACGGCCGCUCGGCCGCAGCUCACGGGCAGCCCUGCCGGUACCACACAGGAGCCCCUGACCGAGCCCACGCUCAGCACCUUGGAGACGGCGACCACGUCCCAGCAAGCCCUGCACAACGCCGACGGCCGAGGCAGCGAGGGGACGCCCAGGAGCGUGGGGGCCCUGUCCGUCGUCCUGCCCAUCGGUGAGUGCCGGCGUGGCAUCGCCGCCCCCGUGCCCCGGUUGCCCGGUUCCCUGUGGGGGCCCCGCCGGACCGCCCCUCCCCCCGCCCCCGUGGGCCCCUCCUGCCUGCCCCGCCCCGCCCCCCCCUGGUCCUGUGGAAGAACUGGCGGCUCCGCAGCGUCCACAGCAUCAACUUCGACAACCCGGUCUACCAGAAGACCACGGAGGACGAGGUGCACAUCUGCAGGAGCCAGGACGGCUACACCUACCCCUCGAGACAGAUGGUCAGCCUGGAGGACGACGUGGCCUGAGCCGCCGCCUGGAUCUCGCCGCCACCCGCGGGCCUGAGCCGCCGCCGCCGCCGCCUGCCCGGGCCGUGUUUUAUAUAUUUAUUCGCCCGGGAUGGGGCCGGCUGCUCUCUGGACAGAGGGGGGCCCGGGCCUCCCUGCACUGCGCCCGCGCUCAUCUCAGGAGCUCCGUGUUUACCUCGCCGGUUGCCCUUAACUGUCCGAGAAGUGCCUGCGCCCGCCCACGCCAGGUCCCUGGUCCCCGGCAGCGUGGGGCGGGGGCUGGGCGGAGCGCGGCCCGGGCGUGCAUGGCGUUUUAGCUUUGCACCUCGCAAGCCGCGCGAGUCUGUGACGACAUUUGCACUUUGUGCGUUUCUGGAGACGCUGAGCACAUGUAUAGAAAUUAUUUAUUUUUGCUAACGCUGGCUGCUGUGUGCAGCGGCGCGGGGCCGCCCGUGGGGGGGUGGGGGAGGGCUCCGUGCCGCCUUUGAACCACUGUAUAGAGAGUUUUUAUAGCCUGAAGGGGUCCCUGUGGUUGAUUAAACUUCUUUAACGAGU
This is a messenger RNA of Oryctolagus cuniculus (rabbit), 3285 nucleotides long. The record is from RefSeq and is a predicted model, not a curated record. NCBI's taxonomy places the organism in Eukaryota, Metazoa, Chordata, Mammalia, Lagomorpha, Leporidae.